AUGGCUUCAUCGCUCUCAACUCUGGUACUCUCUGCCGUGCUCGUCUCGGCUCAAUCCUCCGUCUUCGAUUUCCCGGAGUACCCGCCUCCAGGAGCAUUCGAUCCAAAUGAGACCUUGGCAAGCGCUGUCGGUACUCUGCCUUAUGGCAUCGGCGUAGCCGACCAGUCUCUCGCAUCGACUCCUGUUCACUACGACACUGGCUUCUUUGGCCCUCAGAUUGAACUAGUACAUGCGUACUACAAUUACUGGCCAACGGGUGUCGGUGUAGGCAGUGAUGGCAUGGUGUUCACUUGUUACCCUCGCGGAAACGAAACUUACACUCUUGGCUUGAUCACUGGGCCGACGACUGAGGAGGCAUGGCCGGACGAGGAAUGGAACACGCCUCCAGCAUUCGAGAACGUCACGAACCCAGGCUACAGCAUUGCUUCUGAAAAGCUCAUUUUCGUGCAGUCGGUGGUUGUCGAUGGAUUGGACCGAGUCUGGGCGCUCGACACCGGACGUCCGCGCGUGAACGGUACCUAUCUCUACGCGCAAGCACCCGGUGGUCCCAAGCUAGUUGGAUUCUACAUGAACGGGACGAGCUUCGCAAUGUACUAUUUCCCCAGCACUGUUGUGUACGCUGACUCCUCGAUCAACGACGUGAGGUUCGACCUCAGGGGAGGGGGGUAUGCCUACAUCACGGACAGUUCGCCAUAUCACCCUGCGUUGGUUGUUGUCGACCUGGCUACUGGAGAAUCUUGGAGGCACCUCGAAGGGCAUGCUGCUGUCAGCCCUGAUCCAGCCUUCGUGCCUGUCUACAACGGAGUCCCUUUCUACUAUCACACACUACUUGCCCCUAACGCUAUCCAGUUUAUGACCGCUUUCGCCGCUGAUGGGAUUGCACUCUCAGCUGACGGCGAGUACGUCUACGUUACGCCACUGACAAGCCGCCAUCUCUACCGCGUCCCGACAUCCUAUCUCAAGCAGCAGCCGUCGUCCAGCAACCCGUACGCCGCCAUCCUGGCAAAGGAGGCUGUGCAGACCGUGGCUGAAUCUGGAGGCCACGCUGACGGUCUUGAAACGGACGCUUCUGGGUACAUCUACAUCGGUUCUCAGGAACAUAAUGCCAUCCAUCGCUAUAACGCGACGAUCGGUAUCGUAGAGCCUUUUAUCCGUAAUCCGGCGAUUCAGUGGGCCGAUACAUUCUCGGUUGUUACGCUCGCAGAGGGGAACUAUCUCUACUUCACUGUGAACCAACUCUGGCUCGCGCCUGACUAUCAAAACGGCACUGACCUGCGCACAAAGCCGUAUGCGAUGUAUCGUGUGCCGCUUGAGACCGGCCGUGCAAACCAGACUGAAGCUGCUUGAUCGCCGCGGCUGUGGUCGCUGUCAUGGCGUGGGUGAACAAUGGAUACUUUGCGAUGUGUUGAAACGGACAUACGGGCUUUGUGAUGAUACUUACGUUCGUCAAUGAAUGUAGCAGUGCAUGUCGUUGGACACAAUGGCC
Messenger RNA from Fomitopsis serialis, 1486 nucleotides. RefSeq names its product major royal jelly protein-domain-containing protein. Bases 1 to 1347 code for a protein of 448 amino acids. The transcript is spliced from 12 exons. The record is from RefSeq and is a predicted model, not a curated record. Lineage: Eukaryota; Fungi; Basidiomycota; Agaricomycetes; Polyporales; Fomitopsidaceae.